This is a messenger RNA of Megachile rotundata (alfalfa leafcutting bee), 1431 nucleotides long. RefSeq names its product nose resistant to fluoxetine protein 6-like. The record is from RefSeq and is a predicted model, not a curated record. Gene Ontology annotation, molecular function: acyltransferase activity, transferring groups other than amino-acyl groups. NCBI's taxonomy places the organism in Eukaryota, Metazoa, Arthropoda, Insecta, Hymenoptera, Megachilidae.
AUGGAUCACAAUUCUGAACCUUGUCCAGCAUAUAUAGUUCAGAAGUUAAAACCAGGUAAACAAACCGAACAAAUAUUAGACGAAGUGAAACAAAAACCGAAAUAUGAUCAGAAGGCUAUUGAAGAGUUGGAGCCAGGUGGUUGCAUCGAACGAAUUCUUGUAUCCUUUUCGAUCACAUCGAACAUGAAGCACAUAUUCCAACUAAAGUCCAGUUCAGAAGAUAUAACAGCGUUUCAUGGCAUUAAAUUUUUUGGAUCGACGUGGCUGAUGUUCUUGCAUGGUGUAUACUUUACGUUAAGUGUUAUAGGCAACAAAUGGGAAUUAUAUCGAAUGCACAAUUCAAUGGAAUAUCAAUUCAUUGCGAAUUCAGUAUGGUCUGCGGAUACCUUCCUGUUCCUUGCAGGUUUUCUGUUGGCAUUUGGACAUUUUAAGUCGCAAAGAAAAAGAAAGAAGAUAGUUACAGUUCGCCAGAAUGCGUACGAUUUUCUAAUACUAGUCAUCAAAAGAUUAAUCAGACUUACACCACCAUAUGUCGUUACGAUGAUGUUGGGAGUUUUAAUCUUUACCUGGAACAACAACUUUUUGAUGGCAUAUGUUGUUGAGCCGAUACCCGAACUGUGCUUGAAAUACUGGUGGAGAAAUAUCCUCUACAUUCAUAACUUAUUUGAAUGGGACAGUUUGUGCAUGACUUGGACUUGGCAACUUGCCUGUGAAAUGCAGUUCUCUAUUUUUUGUGCCUUUUUAUUGAAGCUGUCGGUCAGUCAUUACUCUUCUGCCGUGAACUUAGGUAUAGUUACGCUGAUUCUAUCCAUGUUGUCCGCUGGUUACGUAACAUAUACGACGGGUCACAUCAAAACACUGGAAUCGAGAUUCGAAACAUUUUCGUGUAUCUAUAUACGACCCUGGAUAAGAAUCAUACCUCACAUAGUGGCAAUAGGCACAGCUCUGCUUCUUGAAAAAUGGAACUAUAAAUUGCACUUAUCAAAAAAAGCAUUAGCGGCCGGUUGGUUUAUCAGUAUUUUAUGUGCUUAUUUGGUUAUACAUGGCCCCGCGAUGAUAACGACGUCUGCUACUUUAACGAUCAUUUACGAAAUGUUUAGCAGACUAAGCUGGAGUCUUGCAGUAGCGUGGCUUGUAAUUGUCUGCCUUACGAACAAUGCAGCUACUAUAAAUCAAUUUUUAUCGUUGCCCUAUUGGAUCCCUCCCAGUAGAGUAGUAUAUUGCGCUUAUCUUCUGAAUCCAAUUUUCGCAUUACUACUUGGUGCACUUAGCGAUUACGCUGUCCACGCUGGAAUUUAUUACUAUGCUACAGCGGGUUGCGCAGUAUGGGCACUUAGUUACAUUUUUGCGUUCAUAUUGUCAGCCAUAACUGAAGUACCGACGCAAUUACUCUUACAGGCAUUCAGUUCCAGGAGGAAAAAAGAAGUAUAA